AUGGGCGAAAUCGAGUAUUCAGAAAUUCUGGAUCGCUCGAACGAAGUGGCGCCAAAGUAUCCAGCGGAAAAUCUAAUCGACUUUCAAAAGCGACAAGCUUGGCUGGUUCCUGCUGCCGAUCGAGAAGGCCAUGUCGAGAUCAAGUUCAAGAAAGAGUUCAAAAUUCAAGCAAUCGACAUUGGAAACGCCGGAUCGGCGACUUUUGAAGUCGAAGUUGGCCACGAAAACGAGCCAAAUCAGUGGUUCGCGUUUCUGUCCGGCACUUUCAUGAGCCCAGUCGACUGCCGGAACCGAAUGAACGAGCGCAAAGUGCAUUUAUCGACCAACUACGAUUUCCUGAAAGCGAAUCGCGACAAAAAAUGGGACAAACUGCGCCUAAACAUCGCCCAGCCGCACGUCAAAACGAAACCGUACGGAAUCACAUUCAUCGUCUGCCGUAGCGAAAUCCCAGCUUCGCGGACUGUGAAUCAGGAAAGCAAGAUUCGCCAGAAACAGCUGAAUGCUCUGAAGAGACUGAAGGAAGAAGAAGCGGAGAGAAAGAAGAAUGAAGAGAAAAGUUCGAAAGAAGAGUUCGACGGAAACGACUUUCUCGACAGAUCUGCGCUUUCGAGUGUUGAAAUCUCUACUUCGAGCAAGAGCUACAAAAUCAUCGACGACAGACCAAUGAAGAUCAACUACGAUUUGAACGCGGGAAACAAAACUCUCAAAAACAAGCAUUCCCAUUUGAAGCCCUCCACGUCUUCCCAAGUUUCGAUAACAUCGCCAUCCUCUUCUUCGAAUCGCUCUUCUCCGAUCAUCCAGCGAACGACGCAAGUUCGCACCAUUCCAAACUCCGCGCUUCAAAACAUGAUCAAGAACACCGUCCAAGCAGACGAGAAGAAAAAGAAAGAAGCGGCAAGAAAGAGAUUUGCGAAUUUUCAAGACUCGCCUGCGAAAAAACAGAAGACUUCGUCCAGGCCUGCUCCAGCGCUUCCGUUCAAUCAAAUCAUGAGGGGGAUGACGAUUGCCUUGUCCGGCUUCGUUAACCCGGAGCGAUCAAACAUUCGACAAGCAGUUUUGAACAUGGGCGGCCAGUACGAGCGCGAUGUCACUGGCAGAGUCACUCAUCUGAUUUGCUCGGUCGCGGGGACGCCGAAAUACAAUCAGUUCCUUGGAAGAGGAAAGAUAAUGAAAAAAGAAUGGGUCUUCGCUCAAUCUUCUCAGCGGACAAAGCUGCCUUGGAAGGAGUUUUCAUUAGCGCCAGUUAACAGCUCGGACGAAGACGAAAGCGAAACAGAAGAGCCGCAAGUUGAAAGUGAUCCUGGCUGGACAAGUGGAUCUGAUACGAGCGAGCAAGUGGUGGAGACGAUCCCGGAUUCGGAGGAAGAGCUCGAGGACGUGAGGAUUCUGAAGCCGCAGCUACGGGAGGAGGCUCAAAAGAAAGCUCCAACUGAAGUGAUUUGUGAACUGAUGACGAAAAUGGGAAAGUGGGUGAAAACGAUGGAAAACAACGAGGACUCUUCUCUGCAGGACUUCGAGCUCGACCCAAAAAUCAAAGAAAAGGAGCUUCUUUUUGCGCCCUACAUUUUCAUCGUCGACGAGAAGCUGAAGAAUAGAAAAAAGAUCGCCACGGCGAUUCGAGAAAGAGGAGGAAAAGUCAAGAAAAAAGAAGUACCUUUCUUGUCGCACAUAAUUUGCGAAUCGAAGGAAAGCAUCAGCGAAUACAAGAGCAACAAGAAGCUGAUUUUGGCGAAACCGAAGUGGAUCAAAGACUGCAUAAAAUAUGAAAGGCUCAUUUCUCCCUUUGACGCGAGAUACACUGUCUGA
Molecule: messenger RNA, 1806 nt
Organism: Oikopleura dioica
Lineage: Eukaryota; Metazoa; Chordata; Appendicularia; Copelata; Oikopleuridae
Source: the annotation of a GenBank genome assembly